Messenger RNA from Melampsora larici-populina 98AG31, 727 nucleotides. RefSeq lists its product as uncharacterized. The transcript has a single exon. The record is from RefSeq and is a predicted model, not a curated record. The coding region runs from base 133 to 495 and encodes 120 amino acids. Lineage: Eukaryota; Fungi; Basidiomycota; Pucciniomycetes; Pucciniales; Melampsoraceae.
ACCCUUUCGAUCACUUCGACUGAUUGUGUUGAUGCGGCUUGGCGUAGAUUCAAAUGGUCAGGUUCAAUUGUUGAUUUGAGAUUAGAGGGUUUCAACUUUAAAGGAGAAAGGGAUUAUAAAGUCCUUGAUCAUAUGGCACCUAACGUAGUUAAACUAGUUCUUUCACCUGCUGAACCUAUAGAUGAUUGGGAAGAAGACCAGCCAGCUCAACACGUUUACAAGUUACCACAAUUAGUUUCAUUGGAAAUAAAAGCUUGGUGUGAAGAUUUAACACCAAGAUUUCAAUAUUGCGAAAAGUUGGAAAAACUUCAUACAGUUAUGAAUUUACAACGUCAUUCAAACUGGGAAGUGAUUCCGAUUUUGGUUUGUGCAAACGCUUGGCCUAAAUUAAAUACAUUAGUCUUACAAAACUCUUCUGAACAUAUGAUCAAGUUUUUUACUACCAACGGCUUAGGUGAAUUUUGUAACAAACACCGUAUUGAACUUAUGACCUGAUUGUUUUUCUUUCAACCGAACAAAACCGUCUUUUUCACAAGUCUUCUGUACAUGACGCUUUGUUUUAAAAUCUCGUUAUCACCUUAUUGUAAAGAACUUGUUUGUUCUAAUGUCCUUCUUUUCUUUUGAAUACCUUGUACACUCUUUUGUUUCCAUUGAACUUAUUGCGUCGUUUUUUGAAACCAUGUUUGUAGCCCGCUUUGAUAUGAAUAAAGAUCGUUAUUUUGUGACC